Daucus carota subsp. sativus is the source of this 1702-nucleotide messenger RNA. RefSeq names its product zeatin O-glucosyltransferase. NCBI's taxonomy places the organism in Eukaryota, Viridiplantae, Streptophyta, Magnoliopsida, Apiales, Apiaceae. The record is from RefSeq and is a predicted model, not a curated record. Gene Ontology annotation, molecular function: UDP-glycosyltransferase activity. Bases 188 to 1564 code for a protein of 458 amino acids. The transcript has a single exon.
UUUUGUUUUUCUCUGCAGCAGACAGUUGUGGAAUUUAUGUCAAUUUCUUUCAUACUGAGGACAAGACCAUGUUUUAAGAAACACCAUAAUAUCAUGCAGACUCCAUAAAUAGUGAAGCAAAAUUAUAUACCAGCACCAAAUAAAAUUUUACUUGUGAAGUGAUAAUAGUUCCGUUCAGUAUUCUACAAUGGCCAACGACUCUCAGGUGUGUGUGGUGAUGGUGCCUUUUCUAGCACAAGGUCAUCUGGGUCAACUCCUCGAUCUCUCCCGGCUCAUCACCUCUUACAACAUACCAGUCCACUAUGUUAGCAGUAGCACUCACAUCCACCAGGCCAGAACCCGGCACCAGAGUUGGGACCUCGAUUCGGUUAAAAACAUUCACAUCCAUGACUUCCCUAUCCAGCCUUUUUAUUCUCCACCACCAGAUCCCAAAUCCAAUACUAAAUAUCCCCACCAUCUUACACCAGCAUUUGAAGGCUCGGUGCACCUCCGCGAACCUAUUUGCAAGCUCCUCACUGAUCUGUCUAAAACCGUUCGAAGACUAAUCAUCAUUCUCGACAACUUAAUGGCCUAUGUUGUACAAGAUUUUGCUUCCUUACCCAACGCCGAGGCCUACAGUUUUCAGAAUAGUUCAGCUUUUUUUUAUUUUUCCUACUAUUGGGACCUAGCUGGGAGGCCUAUUGAAUCAGAUAACAAGAUUCUUCAAGAAUUACCUGGCGUGGAAGGUUGUUUCAGCUCCGACUUGUUAGCGUUUGUGGAAAAGCAGCAACUAUUUCUAAAAAACAUCUCGGGUCACCUUUACAACACCUCUACACUAAUUGAAGGCCAUUACUUCAAUUUGCUAGAGGAAUUGCAGCUUUGCCAGAGACAGUGGGCGCUCGGCCCUUUCAUUCCGGUUGAAAUUUGCAGAAAAACAGACCAACAGCACAAAUGCCUAGACUGGCUGGACAGUCAGGCUUUAAAUUCGGUGAUAUAUGUCUCUUUCGGUACAACUACUUCACUGAGUGAUGAAGAAGUUCAGGCCCUCGCAGUUGGCAUCGAAAACAGCUGUCAAAAGUUCUUAUGGGUUUUGAGAGACGCGGAUACUGUAGAUCUUUUUACCGGAGAAGUUAGAAAACCAGCACUUCCAGAGGGUUUUGAGGACCGAAUACUUAAAGCGAAUCAGGGGAUGAUAGUGAGAGACUGGGCACCACAGUUGGAGAUCUUGGCCCACACAUCCGUUGGGGGUUUUAUGAGCCACUGCGGAUGGAAUUCAUGCUUGGAAAGUAUUACCAUGGGAGUGCCAAUGGCUGCGUGGCCAAUGCAUUCCGACCAGCCAAGAAAUGCUGUGCUAAUAACCAAGAUACUUCAGACUGGUACCAUUGUCAAGGAGUGGGAGGAAGGAAAUGCUUUACUCGAAUCUUCGAUAAUCACAAAUGCUGUGAAGAAGUUGAUGGCGUCUAGGGAAGGAGAUGAAAUGAGGAAGAGAUCGGCAGAAUUAAGUGAGACCAUCAAAAAAUCUGUGGCAGAAGGUGGUGUUCGUGGCACUGAGUUGGAUUCCUUUGUUGCUCACAUCACUAGAUGAUUAGGUCUAAAAAAUUGUUGAAUAAUUUCCCUAUCUAUCUUUAUUUUGGUUUUCAUUUGCAUAUUUGAAGUUUUUAUUGAACUAAUUUGAAUUAUGAUGUAGAAAAUAAAUAAAUAAAUAUUGGUUCCAUUUUAUUCA